Messenger RNA from Oncorhynchus gorbuscha (pink salmon), 3038 nucleotides. RefSeq lists its product as uncharacterized. Lineage: Eukaryota; Metazoa; Chordata; Actinopteri; Salmoniformes; Salmonidae. The coding region runs from base 1 to 1695 and encodes 564 amino acids. The record is from RefSeq and is a predicted model, not a curated record. The transcript is spliced from 9 exons.
AUGAGCAGUGCUGAGACUCAACACUGUGUCUGUGUUGCAGCCUGUGUCUAUGUGUUGCAGCCUGUGCUGAUGACUCAGCACUAUGUCUAUGUGUUGCAGCCUGUCCUAUGUCUAUGUGUUGCAGCCUGUGCUGAUGACUCAGCCUGUGUCUAUGUGUUGCAGCCUGUGUCUAUGACUCAGCACUAUGUCUAUGUGUUGCAGCCUGUCACUAUGUCUGUGUUGCAGCCUGUGUCUGAUGACUCAGCACUGUGUCUAUGUGUUGCAGCCUGUGUCUAUAGGAACAAGAAUGUGGUCCUCCUGAGCACACUGCACAAAACGGCUGAGAUCAGUGAUCGCGAGGACAGGAAACCAGCCAUCAUCCUGGACUACAACAACAACAAAGGAGUCAUGGAAAACCUGGACAAGUUUGCAGCUCUGUGUGUUGUGCAGCAGUCAGCUGGCAUUAAUGUGACGGGGGUCGUAAGAGGACAAAUCAAAAUCACCUGUUCUUAUAAAUGGGCAGAGGACAAUGACAAAUAUUUCUGUAAGGAAAGCUGCUCCAAGAAUGAUAUUCUCAUUCAGAGCGAUGGUAAGCAAAAUUACCAAAAAAAAGACAGAUUCUCCAUCCUGAACACAAUAAAUGGAGUUUUCACUGUGACCAUAACUAAACUGGAGAAGUCAGACUCUGGGAAAUACUGGUGUGGAGUGAAGAGAUUAUUGAAGGACACCUAUACUGAAGUUCAUCUCAAAGUUACAGACGCUCCUCCCACUUCUACAUCAUCACCUGUCACCUCCAGACCCCAUGUCUCCACAACCCUCCCAAACCUCUCUACAACAUCCGCUAACCUCUCCGCAAUGUUUCUGGUAUCUGGAGAUAUCAGUGGUCACUCUUCAUCAAGAGCAGGUCUGAUGGUGUGGACCAGUGCUGGUCUGGUUGUCAUGGUGACAGUGUUAGGUCUGGUCCUGCUCCUGUUCUACAGACAGAGGAGAGGAACCAGGAGAACAACACCACCACCACCAGUCUCCUCCAACACACAACCUGACCCUACUGGAGAGGUUGACUGUGUGUAUGAGGAGAUCAGAGAGGCAGACAGACAGACAGACACACUCCCUUUGGUCAUUUCAUCAGUCUACUCUACUGUCAAUUCACCUACAACCUACCCUGCUGACCAAGCCUCUACAACCUACCCUGCUGACCAAGCCUCUACAACCUACCCUACUGGCCAAGCCUCUACAACCUGCCCUGCUGGCCAAGCCUCUACAACCUACCCUGCUGGCCAAGCCUCUACAACCUACCCUGCUGACCAAGCCUCUACAACCUACCCUGCUGGCAAAGCCUCUACAACCUACCCUGCUGACCAAGCCUCUACAACCUACCCUGCUGACCAAGCCUCUACAACCUACCCUGCUGGCAAAGCCUCUACAACCUGCCCUGCUGACCAAGCCUCUACAACCUACACUGCUGGCCAAGCCUCUACAACCUACCCUGCUGGCAAAGCUAUCGGUGUCCCACACUGUGACAUCUAUGCUAACGCUAGCUGCCACAAAGAUGAUAUAAAUCCAAGUUAUUCUACUGCAGAUCACCCAGAUUCUUUCAUCUACUCCAGUGUGGAUCUACCUACAGACUCUAGAGUCUCCUCAAGUCCUCCAACAGUCAGUGGAAACCAGGAUGAUUCCAUCUAUUCUACAGCCCAGCUACCCAAAGAUACUGUAUAAUCUACAAGAUACCCUGCUGUGCACCUCUCUAAAGACACUCCAGAAGAUGCCCUCUACUCUACAGCCCAGCUACCCAAAGAUACUGUAGAAUCUACAAGAUACCCUGCUGUGCACCUCUCUAAAGAUACUCCAGAAGAUGCCCUCUACUCUACAGCCCAGCUACCCAAAGAUACUGUAUAAUCUACAAGAUACCCUGCUGUGCACCUCUCUAAAGAUACUCCAGAAGAUGCCCUCUACUCUACAGUCCAGCAACCCAAAGAUACUGUAUAAUCUACAAGAUACCCUGCUGUGCACCUCUCUAAAGACACUCCAGAAGAUGCCCUCUACUCUACAGCCCAGCUACCCAAAGAUACUGUAGAAUCUACAAGAUACCCUGCUGUGCACCUCUCUAAAGAUACUCCAGAAGAUGCCCUCUACUCUACAGCCCAGCUACCCAAAGAUACUGUAUAAUCUACAAGAUACCCUGCUGUGCACCUCUCUAAAGACACUCCAGAAGAUGCCCUCUACUCCACAGCCCAGCUACCCAAAGAUACUGUAGAAUCUACAAGAUACCCUGCUGUGCACCUCUCUAAAGACACUCCAGAAGAUGUCCUCUACUCUACAGUCCAGCAACCCAAAGAUACUGUAGAAUCUACAAGAUACCCUGCUGUACAUCUCUCUAAAGACACUCCAGAAGAUGCCCUCUACUCUACAGCCCAGCUACCCAAAGAUACUGCAGAAUCUACAAGAUACCCUGCUGUGCACCUCUCUAAAGACACUCCAGAAGAUGCCCUCUACUCUGCAGCCCAACUACCCACAAUAAUGUAGUAUUAUAGAAUAUAUACAAGGAAUGUGUCCCAAAUGACACCCUAUUAUCUAUCCCCCAAAUGGACCCUGGUCAAAGGCAGUGCUCUAUAGAGAACAAGGUGCCAUCUGGGAUGAAGAGAAGCUUCCUGUAGAGAGAUGAAGGGUUGUCACCACAGAGCCGCCAUCUUGGAACGACAUGAAAAAAACAAUCCCUUUCCUGUUUCAAAUCCUCCUUGACACAUUGAGUUAAAACAGCUCAUGUGGUUUUACUGUAUAUAAUGUAUGUAAAAUAUGAACACCUGGCUUUAAAAUCACUUUUAUCUCCAGAUUUUGUGAAAUUCAACCAACAUUUUUGUAAAUAUUUGUGUAAAUAUGUGUUUGUCAAAGCAUAUUGGAUUCAUUUAGUCUGUUAUAAUAAUGAAGACAGUAAUGCCAUAAUAGUCAGUUGUACCUUUGAGAUAUGUUUAAAUCAGUGUAAAUGUGGAGUGUUUGUGUGUGUUUGUUCAUGUGCGUGUGUGUGCUUCUAGUGUGUGUUUGUCAGUGUGUGUGUGUGUGUG